Molecule: messenger RNA, 1816 nt
Organism: Dama dama (fallow deer)
Lineage: Eukaryota; Metazoa; Chordata; Mammalia; Artiodactyla; Cervidae
Gene: SERPINI1
Product: serpin family I member 1
Exons: 10
Coding region: 332-1564 (410 amino acids)
Biological process (GO): negative regulation of endopeptidase activity
Molecular function (GO): serine-type endopeptidase inhibitor activity
Source: RefSeq, a predicted model, not a curated record
CCGCUGCCUCCAGCCAGGACAGCAGCCGGAACAGCAGGGGGAGGAGCAACAGCUGCUGAAUUCGCCAACUAGAGGAGGGGGAGGCGGAGCUUGGGUCCCUGUAGCAGCCGAAGGCGCAGCCUGGACUGUAGUUUCCCGGGAGAGAGCAGGAACGGGAGCGGAGCGCAGUCCUUGGAAGCCUCAGGUCCAGCAUCCCGCCAGGGGUUGCAGGUGUGUGGGAGGUUGGCACACCACAAAACUUCUCCGGGUAUUUUACCUCAGUUCUCAGCCUUUCGGGGUGAACUUAAGUGUUAGUGAAUGAUCGCGCGAUGAGGCUUGAGAUUAUUCCAGCAUGGCUUUUCUUGGACUCUUCUCUUUGCUGGUUCUGCAAAGUUUGGCUUUAGGGACCACUUUCACUGAUGAAACCAUUGCUGAGUUGUCAGUGAAUAUGUAUAACCAUCUUCGAGCCACUGGGGAGGAUGAAAAUAUUCUCUUUUCUCCAAUGAGCGUCACCCUUGCAAUGGGAAUGUUGGAACUUGGGGCCCAAGGGUCUACCCUGAAAGAAAUCCGUCACUCAAUGGGAUAUGACAGCCUGAAAAAUGGUGAAGAAUUUUCCUUCUUAAAGGAUCUUUCUCACAUGGUAACUGCUGAAGAGAGCCAGUAUGUGAUGAAAAUUGCCAAUUCCCUCUUUGUGCAAAAUGGAUUUCAUAUCAGUGAAGAGUUUUUGCAAAUGAUAAAGAAGUAUUUUAAUGCAGAAGUCAGUCAUGUGGACUUCAGUCAAAAUGUCGCUGUGGCCAACUAUAUCAAUAAGUGGGUGGAGAAUAACACAAACAGUCUGUUGAAAGAUUUGGUAUCCCCAAGGGAUUUUGAUGCUGUCACUCAUCUGGCCCUCAUCAAUGCUGUCUAUUUCAAGGGGAGCUGGAAGUCACAAUUCAGACCUGAAAAUACCAGAACUUUUUCCUUCACUAAAGAUGAUGAAAGUGAAGUCCAAAUUCCAAUGAUGUACCAACAAGGAGAAUUUUAUUAUGGGGAAUUUAGUGACGGGUCCAAUGAAGCUGGUGGCAUCUACCAAGUGCUGGAAAUACCAUACGAGGGAGAUGCCAUAAGUAUGAUGCUGGUAUUGUCCAGACAGGAAGUUCCACUGGCCACACUGGAGCCAUUGGUUAAGGCACAGCUGAUUGAAGAGUGGGCGAACUCUGUGAAGAAGCAAAAGGUGGAGGUGUACCUGCCCAGGUUCACAGUGGAACAGGAAAUUGAUUUAAAAGAAGUUUUGAAGGCUCUUGGAGUAACUGAAGUUUUCAUCAAAAAUGCAAAUCUGACAGCCUUGUCUGAUAACAAAGAGAUUUUCCUUUCCAAAGCAAUUCACAAGUGCUUCAUAGAGGUCAAUGAAGAAGGCUCAGAAGCUGCUGCUGCCUCAGGAAUGAUUGCAAUUAGCAGGAUGGCUGUGCUGUAUCCUCAAGUUAUUGUCGACCAUCCAUUUUUCUUUCUUAUCAGGAACAGGAGAACAGGUACAAUCCUAUUCAUGGGACGAGUCAUGCACCCUGAAACCAUGAACACCAGUGGACAUGAUUUUGAGGAACUUUAAAUCAUUUUAUUUGAGUAACAAAGAAAACAGUAACUAAGCACAUUAUGUCUGCAACUGGUAUAUAUUUGAGACUUGUGUUUUACAAUAUAUCGGAAAAUAAUAUUUAAAAUAGUUCCUGAUAAAAAUAAUGUAUGUAAAUUAUAAGCCAACUUGUCAAGGAAUGUUAUCAGUAUUAUCGAGGCAAUGGUCCUGUCAUUUCAUUGUGUUUGUUGUGCUAGUAUUUAAAAUAAAAGUACACAGUGAACAUGUCAA